Morus notabilis is the source of this 2480-nucleotide messenger RNA. Its product is annotated as potassium channel KAT2. Gene Ontology annotation, biological process: transmembrane transport; potassium ion transport. The record is from RefSeq and is a predicted model, not a curated record. Gene Ontology annotation, cellular component: membrane. Lineage: Eukaryota; Viridiplantae; Streptophyta; Magnoliopsida; Rosales; Moraceae. Bases 66 to 2450 code for a protein of 794 amino acids. Gene Ontology annotation, molecular function: voltage-gated potassium channel activity; protein binding. The transcript is spliced from 11 exons.
CCGAAGUUUAAAAUUUCCUGGUACUGUAGCUAGCUUUGAGGACUAAUUCUGCAGACACAAAAAGGAUGUCACUUUCCUGCACAAGAAACUUCUUUCGGCGCUUCUGUAUCGAGGAAUUCGGAAUGGGAAGUCUUGCUCACAGUAGCUUCUUGUCUAGUGAUCUCUUGCCAUCCCUCGGAGCAAGAAUCAAUCAGACAACCAAACUCCGGAAAUACAUUAUUUCCCCUUUCAAUGCCCGUUAUAGGGCUUGGGAGAUGUUCCUGGUUCUUCUAGUCAUCUACUCAGCCUGGAUUUGCCCAUUUGAGUUUGCAUUUCUGCCUUACAAACAAGAUGCACUUUUCAUAAUCGAUAACAUUGUCAAUGGCUUCUUUGCCAUUGACAUUUUCCUCACCUUCUUUGUCGCAUACCUCGACAGCCAUUCAUAUCUCCUUGUGGAUGAUCCCAAGAGGAUUGCAAUAAGGUACAUAUCUACGUGGUUCAUUUUCGAUGUCUGUUCCACCGCACCAUUUCAAUCCAUCAGCCUUCUCUUCACUAAUCACAGCGGUGAACUCGGCUUUAAACUGCUAAACAUGCUCAGACUCUGGCGCCUCAGGCGCGUUAGCUCCCUGUUUUCAAGACUUGAAAAGGAUCUCCGAUUCAACUAUUUCUGGACUCGCUGCACAAAGCUUGUCUCGGUAACCCUUUUCGCAGUCCACUGCGCAGGAUGUAUUAUCUAUCUGAUUGCAGAUAGAUAUCCCGAUCCAACACGAACUUGGAUCGGUGCUGUCAAUCCGAAUUUCAAAGAAGAUAGCUUGUGGAACAGAUAUGUAGCAACAAUGUACUGGUCUAUCACAACAUUAACCACAACUGGUUAUGGGGACUUACAUGCUGAGAAUCCCAGGGAAAUGCUUUUUUGCAUCUUUUACAUGCUCUUCAACUUGGGAUUGACCUCUUACAUCAUUGGUAACAUGACAAACUUGGUUGUUCAUUGGACCAGCCGCACCAGAAACUUCAGGGAUACAAUCAGAGCUGCAUCAGAAUUUGCCACACGGAAUCACUUGCCCCCGCAAAUACAGGAUCAAAUGUUGUCACAUUUAUGUCUAAGAUUCAAGACAGAGGGAUUGAAGCAACAAGAGACCUUAAAUGGUCUGCCAAAAGCAAUACGUUCAAGCAUUGCGUACCAUCUGUUCUUCCCCGUUGUGCAAAAAGUCUAUCUCUUCCAAGGGGUUUCUCAAGACUUCCUUUUCCAAUUGGUUUCAGAGAUGGAAGCAGAAUACUUCCCACCUAGAGAAGACGUAAUUCUGCAGAAUGAGGCUCCUAGUGACCUCUAUAUACUGGUCUCAGGAUCAGUGGAUUUUAUAUCCAAGAUUAAUGGGCAUGAUCAAGUUCUCGGAAAAGCACUUGCAGGAGACGCAUUUGGAGAAAUUGGAGCCUUGUGUUAUAGGCCACAGCCAUUUACAGUUCGGACUACAGAGCUUUCUCAGAUAUUACGACUCAAUAUUACUCCACUCAUGAACACCAUACAAGCCAAUACAGAAGACGGACACAUUGUCAUAAAUAACUUCUUCCUGAAAAUGAAGGGCCAAGAAAGCUUAGAAUUCGAACACCCACAUGCAGGUCCGGGAUUGGUUCUCAAUGAGUGGCCUGAUGGAGGACAGACAGAAGGAUGCUGUUCUUACACGGGAUGUCGAGACAACUCAUGUGAGAACACACUAUUGCAAGAAACAAAAAUCCAUUUUCAAGGACCGAAAGCAAUGGGGAAGGGUGAGAAUACUCUAAUGCGAGAAACGAAAAUGGAUAUCCAAGGACCGAAGGCAAUGGGGAAGAGCGAUACGGGCAAUUCCCAAGCUCCUACUAGACCGGCAUUGCACAUGAACUCUAUGACUCGUGAGGGUCAAAGGGCUCUAAAUGCUGCUGUUAGCAGAGGGCAUCUUGAGGUGGUUAAGAAUUUACUUGGAGGAGGACCAAAUGUGAACAAAUCCGACACCAGAGGAAGGACUCUGAGAGGUCUGGCAGAACAGCAGGGAAAUAAAAGCAUAUGUGACCUUUUACUAAGUUACGAAAAUAGAAGAAAACCAGACAAACAUAAAAUCGAGUAUAUUGGGCCAGAAGCAGGUGAAAGCAAUGGAUUUUUCCAUUCGCACUUGAAGGGGGAACCAAAUAGCUCACACUUAAGCACCUCGAGUUCUUCUGGUGAUCCAAAGGAAAUCCAACCAACAAGGAAAAGAGUUACCAUCCACAUGCAGUUCUACAACAGAAGCGCACAUCUGCAGCACGGAAAGUUAAUAAUCCUACCUGAUUCAAUUGACGAGUUGUUGAAGAUUGCAGGUGAAAAGUUCGGAAGCAACAAACCAAGAAAAAUCAUCAAUGCAGAGAACGCAGAAAUCGAUGACAUAAGUGUCAUCCGAGAUGGCGAUCAUCUGUUUUUCCUUGAUUACAACUAUGACAAAAUAGAUGUUGAUGGGACCUAACAUUAUUCAAAAGAGCAGUAGAUGCAUAUG